Molecule: messenger RNA, 531 nt
Organism: Helianthus annuus (common sunflower)
Lineage: Eukaryota; Viridiplantae; Streptophyta; Magnoliopsida; Asterales; Asteraceae
Source: the annotation of a RefSeq genome assembly
AUGGAUUUACCUGGACUAAUACACGAUUUUCUUUUAGUCUUUCUGGGAUUGGGUCUUAUAUUAGGGGGUCUGGGAGUAGUAUUACUUGCCAAUCCCAUUUAUUCUGCCUUUUCAUUGGGAUUGGUUUUUGUUUGUAUAUCGUUAUUCUAUAUUCUAUCGAACUCCCAUUUUGUAGCUGCCGCGCAGCUCCUUAUUUACGUAGGAGCCAUAAAUGUUUUAAUCAUUUUUGCUGUGAUGUUCAUAAAUGGUUCAGAAUAUUCCAAAGAUUUCCAUCUUUGGACCGUGGGAGAUGGAGUAACUUCCGUGGUCUGUACAAGUCUUUUUGUUUCACUAAUUACUACUAUUCCAGAUACGUCAUGGUACGGGAUUAUUUGGACUACAAAAGCAAACCAGAUUAUAGAGCAAGAUCUGAUAAGUAAUAGUCAACAAAUCGGGAUUCAUUUAUCAACAGAUUUUUUUAUUCCGUUUGAAUUCAUUUCAAUAAUUCUUUUAGUUGCGUUAAUCGGCGCAAUUGCUGUAGCUCGUCAAUAA